This is a messenger RNA of Alosa alosa (allis shad), 1295 nucleotides long. RefSeq names its product Ras association domain family member 2b (gene rassf2b). Gene Ontology annotation, cellular component: cytoplasm; nucleus. The coding region runs from base 301 to 1221 and encodes 306 amino acids. The transcript is spliced from 10 exons. The record is from RefSeq and is a predicted model, not a curated record. NCBI's taxonomy places the organism in Eukaryota, Metazoa, Chordata, Actinopteri, Clupeiformes, Clupeidae. Gene Ontology annotation, biological process: regulation of non-canonical NF-kappaB signal transduction; positive regulation of JNK cascade; positive regulation of protein kinase activity.
AGAGAGAGAGAGAGAGAGAAAUAAAGAGCAGCGGGUGCUUCCGGUGUGAACUCUCGCAAGAGGAAGAGACGCGUCGGGAGGGGCAGUUACAGGAGUUCUUCCUUGAAGUCUCGUCUCUUGGCUUUCUAAAAAAACUAGUUCAACUUCCCCGGCUGAAACAUCACAGCAUUAUAGACCACCAGCAACAGAAUCAGCAGCAGUAGCAGCAGUCAGACUUAGAUGCCUCGCUUCCACUGUAUGCUGCUGUCAGUCAACUAGUAACAGGAGCUACUGCGUGAGGAGGUCACAGGCUCAGAGGACAUGGAGCAGGUAAAUCAGGAUCAUGUGAAGAUCGGAGAGGGCAAAUAUGUGACCAAGAAGUCCCUGCUGUCUCAUCUCAAAACUUACAACAUGUACUAUGAGGGGCAGUCACUUCAGCUUCGCCACAGAGAGGAGGAAGGAGAGGGGCUGAUUGUGGAAGGGUUGCUCAACGUCUGCUGGGGACUGCGACGGCCAAUCAGAUUACAGAUGCAGGACGACGUUGAGCGAAUCAGGUCGCCACCAUCACCUGUAGAACUGCCAUCGGAAGACAAGACAGACUUCACCAAGAAGGCUAGUCUGAAACUGCCCGCUAUCAAGGUCACUAGCCCACUGGACCAGUCAGAAGGCUCUGCUGAUGCUGAGGCCGAGUCCACACACAUCCAGAGGACACGCAGUGACGUGGGUGGGAGAAGGCUGGGAGCGAGACGCAUCAAGAGGCACAGGUGCUCCAUCAACGGCCACUACUACAACCACAAGACGUCAGUGUUUACUCCAGGGUACGGGUCGGUGACUAACGUGCGUGUAAACAGCUCCAUGACGACGGCCCAGGUGCUCAGAGUUCUGCUGAAGAAGUUUAAGAUCGAGAACAGUCCGGACGAGUUCAGUCUGUUCCUUAUUCACACCAGCGGAGAGCGUGUUCAUCUGAAAAGCACAGACCACCCGUUGGCCGUGCGGAUCAUGGAGGGCCCCUGUGAGCAGGUCAGCAAGAUAUUCCUGAUGGACACAGACCAGGUGGAGGAGGUCACCCAUGAUGUGGCCCAGUACAUCAAGUUUGAGAUGCCCGUGCUACAAAGCUUCAUCACUAAGCUAAAAGAAGAAGAGGACAGAGAAGUUCAGAAACUGAAAAACAGGUACCAGUAUAUGCGCUGUAUGAUCGAGAAGCACAUGCAGACUCGACACCAAACCACCACCUGUGUGUGAGCCAUUCCCAUCAGCAACACACACACACACACACACACACACACACACACACACACACACACAUACACACACAC